AUGGCUGCAUCCCGUUCUGUAGCGAUUCUCGGCGGCGGCAUUAGUGGCUUGACGACCGCUUAUUACCUGCUUUCAAAUGCAGCCAAGCACAGCGUUUCCAUCUCCAAGUGCUACAUUUUGGAAAGUCAAUCUCGUUUCGGAGGAUGGCUUCACUCGCGCUCAUUUGGUCCCAAUGCUGAUGAUAUCUUUGAACUGGGUCCUCGAACUAUUAGUACAAAUUCGUAUGCUGGUACUAAUGUUGUUGCUCUGGCAGGAGAUAUCGGUUUAGGCGAUUGUGUCAAGGCUGUCGAUAAAAAAUCACCCAACUUUAGCAAGCGAUUCGUGGCCAUCGAUGGAAAGCUGUUUGUACUGCCUUCCAAGCUUAUUCACUUGUUUCAGGCACGAAAACCCUUCAAACCGUUCAUCAGUUACAUGGUGAAAGACUGGAGAACGCCGCCGGUUCAAAUCAAGCCCGGCGAUGACAUGUCUGUUGAUGCCUUCUUUCGGUACCGUUUUGCUCCAGAAAUAGCCGACUAUCUGGUCAAUCCAUUGUGCAUCGGCAUCACUGGCGGCAACAGUAGUGCCUUGAGCAUGCAAUCAAUGUUCCCCAAUGUACUGAAGAAAGAACAGAAAUUUGGAUCAGUUGUAAGGGGGAUGUUCUCUUCCAAUGAGGAUAUUUAUGCAGAUUUAGCCGAUCAUUGGCUGGUGAAAAAAUCAGUCCGAGAGAAAUGGGCCGUCUUUUCGUUUGACGGUGGAGUUCAAAGACUGCCUGAUAGGCUAUGCACUGAGCUAGAAGAAAACUACUCCUCAGCUAUCGAACUGAUGCCAGAUACCGAAGUGACCAACCUGACGUUUACCGAAAAUAAAGUAAUGAUCUCUGCAGAUAAGGCUGAUGCUGACUUGAGCAGCUCAUUAAAUCUUCAAGUUGAUCACGUAUUUUCAUCGAUUCCCGCCUUUAAAUUGGCCUCACUUUUGUCAGGCCACGAGAAGCUAAAAUCAACUCUGAAAGCCAUUCCUACUGUUCACAUGGCUGUAGUCUCUCUGCAGUUUGACCGAGAAGUACUGCCUAAAGUUGUGCAUGGUUUUGGCUUUUUAGUUCCUCUAAAAGAAAAUUCUCCCAUUUUGGGUGUAACAUUUGACUCGUGCAUAUUUCAGAGCGAAGCCAGUCAAGGAACAAAGUUGACGGUCAUGCUUGGUGGUUAUCGUUUUAAAGAGUUGUUUGGUGAGCCUGAAACGGUUGAUCCAGAGCACUUGAAGCAAAUAGCUCUCGGUGCGCUAAAGUCCUACUUGAAGAUUCAGGUAGAGCCUGUGCAUCAUUUGGUGUCCAUUCAUCAGAACUGCAUUGCCCAAUACACACUCAAUCAUGGACAGCGAGUGGAAACAAUUGAGAAUGAAAUUACCAAACUGAACAUGUCACUACUGGGAGCAUCGUACCAUGGCUUCAGUGUACCAGAUUGUAUUCUCAAUGCAAAACGCAAAGCAACUGGUUGGCUGCAAGAGCAGCAGAGUUAA
This is a messenger RNA of Rhagoletis zephyria (snowberry fruit fly), 1491 nucleotides long. The record is from RefSeq and is a predicted model, not a curated record. Lineage: Eukaryota; Metazoa; Arthropoda; Insecta; Diptera; Tephritidae.